ACACACACACCUUUCUUACAAAUACCUCAUUCUCCACUUCCAAUCUCCAACACACUAACAAACAAAUCUCUUUCUUUCUCUCUCUUCUCCUGUUUUUGGUUUUGAUUUUGACUUCACAUUUCGUCUCUGAAUUUCUAUGGAUCUUCAAUGGCUUCUCGAUUUCCUUCAAGGUAUGACCAAGCCUUUUCUCGCCACCGCCAUUGUCGUUCUCGCUGUUCUUCUCUCUUACUUCCAGAAGCUCGGCCUCGAAGCCGAAAUGAUUUACGCCAUUUUUAGAGCCUUUCUUCAACUCUCUGUUAUUGGCUUUGUUCUCCAGUUCAUCUUCAGCCAGCAAAACCUGUCUUGGAUCCUUCUCGCCUAUCUCUUCAUGGUGACGGUCGCCGGGUACACAGCGGGGCAGCGUGCAAAGCACGUGCCUCGAGGAAAGUUGGUGGCCGGAGCUUCAAUUUUGACCGGAACUUCAGUGACUAUGGUGAUGCUUGUGGUGUUGAGAGUAUUCCCUCUAACUCCCAGGUAUAUAAUUCCCGUUGCCGGAAUGAUGGUUGGAAAUUCCAUGACAGUCACCGGAGUCACCAUGAAAAGACUCAGAGAUGAUAUCAGAACUCAAUUCAGCCUUGUGGAAACUGCGUUAGCUCUUGGAGCAACACCACGGCAGGCAACGCACCAGCAAGUAAAAAGGGCGUUGGUGGUAGCGUUGUCGCCGGUUGUGGACAACGCAAAGACAGUGGGGCUGAUCUCGCUGCCGGGGGCGAUGACGGGACUGAUAAUGGGCGGAGCUUCUCCAAUCGAAGCCAUUCAGCUGCAAAUUGUGGUGAUGAACUUUUUGAUCGGAGCUUCCACAGUCAGCAGCAUUAUGUCCACUUACCUUUGCUGGCCUUCCUUCUUCACCGCCGCCUACCAGUUGGAAACCGCCGUCUUCACGGCCGCUUGAUUUCAUUUCCUAUUUCAAGUACAAAUUUAUGAUUCCAUUUCUUUUCAAGAGGUAGUCUUUUUUUCCUUGGAGUUUAAAUGUAAAUUCAAUUAGCCUACUUUUGGUUUUUGCUCAUAGUCUUUUACUUUAUAUUUUAUUCGAGGGCGAGAGUUUUGAUUUA
Cucumis sativus (cucumber) is the source of this 1091-nucleotide messenger RNA. RefSeq names its product protein ALUMINUM SENSITIVE 3. Gene Ontology annotation, biological process: response to aluminum ion. The transcript is spliced from 3 exons. Lineage: Eukaryota; Viridiplantae; Streptophyta; Magnoliopsida; Cucurbitales; Cucurbitaceae. The coding region runs from base 137 to 931 and encodes 264 amino acids. The record is from RefSeq and is a predicted model, not a curated record.